This is a messenger RNA of Chiroxiphia lanceolata (lance-tailed manakin), 1527 nucleotides long. RefSeq names its product NFKB inhibitor epsilon (gene NFKBIE). The record is from RefSeq and is a predicted model, not a curated record. NCBI's taxonomy places the organism in Eukaryota, Metazoa, Chordata, Aves, Passeriformes, Pipridae. The transcript has 6 exons. Gene Ontology annotation, molecular function: protein binding.
ACGGCGGCACUGAGCAUGUCGCGGGCGGCGGGCGGCGAGUGCCGCAAGGAAGCGGCGGCCUGGUAGGGAGAGGACGGGCAGUGCGACUCGGGCAUCGAGUCGCUGCGCUCGCUGCCGGGCGGCAAGGAGACCCCCGCCGCCUCCGAGGCCGCCCCUGAGACCCUCGCCGAGACCCUCGCCGAGACCACCGCCGUCGCCGAGGAGCGGCUGGACUCCAGCUACGGCUCCGGCGCCCUUCCUGAGGCUCUGCCCGGGCUGCCGGGCGUUCCGGAGAGCCGUCCCGAGGAGCCGUCGCCGCCGGCCGAGGGGCUCAGCCGGCAGCAGCUGGACGCGCUCACCUACCUUUCGGAGGACGGAGACACGUUGGUUCAUCUGGCCAUUAUCCACUGUGUCCCAGCUGUAGCACUCUGCUGCAUUGCUCAGCUACCCAGGGAGGUGCUGGAGAUACAAAAUGAUCUUUUCCAGACCCCGCUCCAUCUUGCCGUGUACCUGGAGCAGCCCCGCGUGAUCCAGGCACUGAUCCACAAGGGAGUGAACCCCGGGCUGCAGGACCGCAAUGGCAACACCCCGCUGCACCUGGCCUGUGAGCAGCAGCACCUGCAGUGCGCCCAGCAGCUGCUGGAGAGCACAGCCCCACCGGAGGGCACAGCUCAGCCCCACAGGCACCACCAGGACCUGCAGCUCCAGAACUGGCAAGGCUUGGCCUGUCUCCACAUCAGCACCUUGAAGGGGAACAUCCCAAUGAUGUCUCUGCUGCUGGAAAGUGGCGCCAACAUCGAUGUUCGGGAGGGCACGAGUGGGAAGACCCCCUUGCACCUGGCUGUGGAGUGCCACAACCGCAAGGCUGUCCAGUUCCUGCUGCGCAACGGGGCAUAUGUGGAUGCCCAGAUGUACAAUGGUUGCACCCCGCUCCACCUGGCUGUGGGCCGCAAGGAUGCUGCCAUUGCCGCCAUCCUCUCACACUCUGGGGCCGACACUCUUCUGAGGAACAUGGAGAAUGAGACAGCCCAGGACCUGGCUGAUGGCAAUGAUGAUCUCCUCGCCUUGCUGCCCUUCGAUGACCUGAAGAUCUCAGGGAAGCCUGUUGUGUGCUCUGAAUGAGCAGCUGGACUCCUUUGGCCCAUUGGGCUGCCUCCUAGCUCCGUGCUGCUGCCUGCUGGAACCUUGCCUGCCUGCAGUUCCGUAGGAGCAGAGUCACUCUGGGAGACUUAUUCCCCCGCCUCUCUGCUCUUUGGAAAAGUUUUGUUGGCCUCAGGCUGCCUUCCCAGACAGAAGAAAGUGGCAUUUUGAGCACUACACAGGGGAGGCUUUUCUUUCAGUAUCUGUACACUGCAGCAGGACUGAAUUUCCCCUCCUGGCCGUGGGCCUGACUUGUGGGGGUCUCCAGAAUAAACAGGGAAGGAGCAGGAGAGGACUCGUUUUCACACUGUUCGGCAGAUGGAGCAUCCUCUGGCACCCCCAAACGCCAUCAGAAUAAGUGUGGGGUGAGGAGAGUCUACACUCACUCUAAUAAAUGUUUGUUGUUGC